Molecule: messenger RNA, 603 nt
Organism: Exophiala oligosperma
Lineage: Eukaryota; Fungi; Ascomycota; Eurotiomycetes; Chaetothyriales; Herpotrichiellaceae
Exons: 2
Coding region: 1-561 (186 amino acids)
Source: RefSeq, a predicted model, not a curated record
AUGGCUGACUCAGAAGGCCCUCCUGUCGCCUGUUAUAGUCGUACUGCUAUCAGAACUCCCACCUCACGCGUCGAUAUUCAGUGGGUUUCCAAUCCAAACUAUUACUACGAUCCAGAUGCGAUAUCUCGACAUCUCGACGAUCCAGUGCCAUUAAGCCAGGAACAGUACCCCAUGAAUGAGCGUACUUUGGACUUAGUGACGACAGGAGAGACUCGAUAUCAAUAUCGAGUCAUGCGUUGUUUGGCUGAUAUCCUCCAUUGCACAGGAUAUCUGGCCAUCACCGUGAGUGUUCCACACGACGAUAUCGCCAGUGAAUGGUCCACCAUCAAGACCAACUUCUUUCAAGGUGCUCCUAUUGGUAAUAUGAUUCGAGUUAGAUCGGUUCUUCACAGUCAUAGUACAGAGACUAUCGAUUUUCCUCGUCGCUACUCCAUACAGAUACAGGUUCAUCGUGUCGGCUUCAGACUGGAAAGAGAGGAAGAGGAGCGGGUUAUCGCAGAAGGUGGUCUAGAGGCGUAUCUUGAUCUUCUUGACCAACGCGAGCUUGAACAGAACUCGUGAGGCACGUUUGAAUCUGGCGAAAAUUGAGUCAGACCACGCUCG